Molecule: messenger RNA, 808 nt
Organism: Leptopilina boulardi
Lineage: Eukaryota; Metazoa; Arthropoda; Insecta; Hymenoptera; Figitidae
Exons: 4
Coding region: 120-788 (222 amino acids)
Biological process (GO): mitochondrial respiratory chain complex I assembly
Cellular component (GO): mitochondrion
Source: RefSeq, a predicted model, not a curated record
AUACCUACCCACUCCUGUAAUAGCAGACGACAAAAUAAAAUUUACAUGAUCUAAAAAUCUAAACGUGUAAUUUAUAAAUAAAAUGCUUUAGUAAAUAAAAAAAAAGACUGUAUUAAAUAAUGUCUUUACAAAAAGCAGAUUUGCAUCGUACAAAUAUUCCAAAAAAUGCAGUGCUAUUAACUGAGUCAGAGGCUGUUGAAUAUCAAUGGAAUAAAAUAAACAACUGGCCGGCACAAUUGGAAGUAUGGGCUUUUAAAUAUGGCAUGGGCAGUUUAGGAACAAUAGCUGGUUUUACAGCUUUAUACAUUGGCAGACAUCAUAGAAGAAAAUUAAAAUUAUUUGGAUAUGGAUAUAUAUCGACAUUUCUCAGUACAGUUGCUUCUACAUCCUUAGUAACAUUGUAUUUUCAUUCAAAGUUUAUCACAUCAAAUCUUCUUGUUCAUAAAACUCCAUGUUCUGUUUGUUUGCAAACGAGGGCAAUGUUAUUACAAACCUGUACAGGGGUAAUAUAUCCUCUAAUAGUGUCUCCCAUAAUUUGUUCUCUGGUAGCGAUAAAAGUUGGAAUUAGAAUUCCCUAUUACACAGAAUGGCAAGAACUUUAUAAAAUGUGGUCGGUUAUUAAUAAACCACUUAUUAGGCCGCUCCUUAUAUUAUUUUCUUUUCAAACUAUACUGGCUGCUGGUGUCACAUAUUAUGAAGCUCAACAAUUGUACAAUAUACAGGAAAAAUAUUUAUCUUAUGAAAAAAACCAUUCAAAAAAACUUGAUGGUAUGUAUAAUUGUAAUUAAUAAAAUUACUUUUAUUUACA